Molecule: messenger RNA, 629 nt
Organism: Chinchilla lanigera (long-tailed chinchilla)
Lineage: Eukaryota; Metazoa; Chordata; Mammalia; Rodentia; Chinchillidae
Gene: Trappc2l
Product: trafficking protein particle complex 2-like
Exons: 5
Coding region: 58-477 (139 amino acids)
Biological process (GO): endoplasmic reticulum to Golgi vesicle-mediated transport
Cellular component (GO): cytoplasm; nucleus; TRAPP complex
Source: RefSeq, a predicted model, not a curated record
GCGGACACGUGAUGACCGCACUGGUCACGUGACACGCCGCUCGGCCAGCCGGCCAAGAUGGCGGUGUGCAUCGCGGUGAUCGCCAAGGAGAAUUACCCUCUCUACAUCCGCAGCACUCCCAUGGAGAAUGAGCUGAAGUUCCACUACAUGGUGCACACGUCCCUUGACGUGGUGGACGAGAAGAUCUCUGCCAUGGGGAAGGCCCUGGUGGACCAGCGGGAGCUGUACCUGGGUCUGCUCUACCCAACAGAGGACUAUAAGGUAUACGGCUACGUGACCAACUCCAAGGUGAAGUUUGUCAUGGUGGUGGACUCCUCAAACACAGCCCUUCGAGACAACGAAAUACGCAGUAUGUUCCGGAAGCUGCAUAACUCCUACACAGAUGUGAUGUGUAACCCCUUCUACAACCCUGGAGACCCCAUCCAGUCCAGGGCCUUUGACAGCAUGGUAACGUCGAUGAUGAUCCAGGUGUGCUGAGAGGUUCCUGCUGCCUGCGCCCUGACCGAGAGAGGCGUUGUUUGCAUAGCGGCUCAGAGAGUCUAUUUAUUGUCAUUCAUUUUCCUGUGUGUAAGGGAGCUGCUGGCUGGGUGGGGGGUGCAUGUGCCUUGCCACUAAAACUUGGGAGAUGA